AUGGCCACCGAUGAGGAUUCCAGGAACAUGGCCAUUAAGGUCGUCGCCGGCCUGUUCAUGUCCAUAGCGGCCGUGACUGUCAUACUGCGAUGCUAUGUCCGCGGCUUUUUAGUAAAAGCCUUUGGAUGGGACGAUGGCGCGAUGGUGAUGGCGAUGGCCUGGUACGCAAUGUUCUGCGGAUCUAUGAUUGGAGCUGGAAUCCAUGGAAAUGGCCGACACUGGUAUAAUGUGUCAACGGAAGACCGAGUAAUUGCCAUGAAGUACUGGUGGCUCUGCGAGAUUGGAUUCUGUUUCGCAUCAAUCUUCUGCAAGAUCUCAAUUUGUAUCUUCUUGAUGCGUAUCUGUAUCAACAAGACGCACAUCUUGCUUCUCUAUUGCGUCAUGGCUCUGACUGUCCUAGCUGGACUGGUUUUCAUGUUCCUCAUGCUCUUGCAGUGCAAGCCACUCUCCUUCUUCUGGACUCGUCUGGCUUACCACCCCGUUCGGAACAUCCCAGGAGAAGGCUCCUGUAUCGACAUGGAAAUCAUUAUCGCCAUGACAUACGUUUACAGUGCUUUUGCCGCGAUGUGCGACUUUACCGUCGGAAUUCUCCCAAUCUUCGUCGUCCAUAACCUGCAAAUGAAGAAGCAGACAAAGUUGGCUGUCAUUGGCAUUCUGAGUAUGGCUUGCAUUGCAUCCUCCGCCGUGAUUGUCCGCAUUCCAUUUGUCAAAACAUUCGACGAUUUGAACGACUUCUUGUAUGCCACCGUCCAAAUCGCCUACUGGUCCAAUCUCGAGGCUGGCCUCGGUAUUACAGCCGGCUGUCUCGCAACUCUCCGCCCUCUCCUUCGCCACUGGUUUGGCUCUCGCGCAGAUCCCUCCUACUCCGCCGGAUUCCCCAAAGAUACAUAUGGACGUCGUACUGGUGCGAGUCAAAGCCGACCUAUGCCUCUGAGCUCCAUGAACGGAACCGAACGAGGCGAUUUAAGACCCGAUAAGCUGGCUGUCAUGGUCACGAACAUUGAGAGCCAUCGAGACCUCGAGAACUCAUGGCCUCAGCCAGGCAGUCCAAGCAGCAGCGAAGAAAGGCUGACUAUCCAACCACCACUUCCCGGAAGAAUGGAGGUGGGUGUCCAUCAGACAUUCGAGGUCACCAGAACCGCAGCGGAUACUGAUUUCGGGGACGUGGCUCAAUGGACUGCCCGAGAGCAUGUAUAA
Molecule: messenger RNA, 1197 nt
Organism: Penicillium olsonii
Lineage: Eukaryota; Fungi; Ascomycota; Eurotiomycetes; Eurotiales; Aspergillaceae
Source: the annotation of a GenBank genome assembly